CUUCUGGUUCCUUUGUUGCCUGCGGAAAUAAAUGUCCCUUUCCCAGUGCACCCGCGGGGGUAGACCUUGGUGAUGAGAGGAUGGGGUGAAUGUGACCAUGAAGGUAAGGAGGUGAAGGAGCUUCGAGGCCCAAAGGCAGCAAAGCCGCCAGCGAAGCCUGGAAAGGCUCAUUCGGCAUUUCUGGACGAGGAGCUUGACAAAUACUUUGAGAAGGAAACACCUGAACCCUGUGUCGAGUCUUUGUCUCCAGCGGAGAUGCAGGAUCGAAAGGUUGCCGCUAUGCUCCUCAGAAGCGCCCGUCACAAGGUGGAACAGGCAGAGGAGUCUGGUCUCGCAGCCUAUCUCGAAGAGGAGGCCCACUUGGACCAGCGCGUGAACAAGCGCCUUUUGGCCGGGGAGGUGUCGCAGGCUCGCAGCUUCAACAGGCGGGCUGGAAUCGAACCGCUGCCGGCUGUGCAGGAGCCUUCUGCGGGCCUUUCGCUGGAGCAGCGGGAGGCCAAGGCGUUGGAGCAGGAGUAUGUAAGAAGCUCGCACCGGAUGCGCUCGAGUGAAGCCGUGGCCGUUUGCUCUGCGCAGCCCCGCAAACGCCAGCGCGUUGGCACUCAAGGAGAACCUUUGGACGUAGCAGCCUUGGAAGAAGAGGCAAAGAAACAAGCCGACGAGGAUGCCGCGCUGGUGAACCCCAUCUUGCGACCUCCUCCCAAGCUUGUGAAGCGCAUCGCAGUGAAGAUCGGCGGAAAAGAACAGUUCCCUCCGCCGAUUGAAGGUCUGCUGCCAAAGACGCGGGAGUCCAUGGAAGAGAUGGAGGCCAAACUCUGGCCUAGCAAAGGCAUGCGAGUGCGCGUGUUCAACGAGACGGGAGAGCUGAAGGCCUACCACCUUCAGACAGGAGUCGUGCAGCGCAGACAUGCUGCGAGGGGUGCAGUGGAUGUUGCGUUGGAUGGCUCGCAGAGGCUGCUGAAGAUGGUGUCAGAAGCGCAUUUGCAAACGUACGUGUCGAAGACAUGUGCUCGAAUUGAAGUGGUACGUGGUGGAAAUCGAGGCGUCAUUGGGGAGUUGGUGUCCCGCAAUGUCAGCAAGAGCCUGGCAAUCAUUCGCUUGGGGCGUGGCCAAGGUCAAAGGGAGCUGGAACUCCCGCUGGCGGACAUUUGCGAGUUCGUUUGAGUCUGGGCCUGAUGUGGACAGUUGUAAUGAAAAGCA
Effrenium voratum is the source of this 1200-nucleotide messenger RNA. The record is from the annotation of a GenBank genome assembly. NCBI's taxonomy places the organism in Eukaryota, Dinophyceae, Suessiales, Symbiodiniaceae.